AUGAAGUUCAGCGGCAUUGUCUCUCUUCUCUGCCUCGCCGUCGCCCCGGUCAUGGCGGAGGACACCGUCACCUCUCAGGCGACUACGACCAUCACCAAGACCUUGGUCCGUGUGAAUGCGGUCACUCCUACUCCGAGCUCCAGCGCGACCAUGAUGACCGUCUCAACUCCUCUGGUCUCGUCGACUCCGCUGGCGUCGGCCACUGGCACCUCGACACCGGUUUCAGCGUCUGCUUCGGCGACUCCCACCCACAACGGUGGUGCUGCGCUAAGCGCCGGUCUUCCUGCGGCAUUGAUCGCAGGAUCUGUUGCGCUGAUGGUGGGUGCUGCCCUGUAA
This is a messenger RNA of Penicillium oxalicum, 336 nucleotides long. RefSeq lists its product as uncharacterized. The transcript has a single exon. The record is from RefSeq and is a predicted model, not a curated record. Bases 1 to 336 code for a protein of 111 amino acids. Lineage: Eukaryota; Fungi; Ascomycota; Eurotiomycetes; Eurotiales; Aspergillaceae.